AUGAACAACAAGUCAAUGAUAUUGUUGUCAUUGGUUGUGAUGAUGUCUGUGGCGCAUGCUGUUGCAGCUGGUCAACCCAUCAUCAAGGCCAGCCCUGAACUAUUGGCCAAGGAUGGAGACUUCAUCACCAUCACCUGGGAUGGUAUCGCCAAGCCCACCGCCUACGACACCAUCGCCAUCUACUACCCACCCACCGCCGACAUCACCAUUCCAAUCGGUUUCAUCCCAUUGUCAACUGCCUCCUCAACUUACAAGGCAGGAUAUGGAUCAGUCACCAUACCAUUGGUUAAUGUUAGGGAUACUUAUGUGUUUAGAUUAUGGGUCGAGGGUAAUGCUCAUCCUUCGAUGCCAAGCCCUAUCAAUAGCAAGGUGGACAUCACAAUGGUUGGCGCAUCAAACAAUGUCACCUUCCAGAACAUCAACGCUCCGGAGAAGCCGUACUUGGCAUACACCAACUACACGAGCGAGAUGCGUCUCAAUUGGAUCAGUGGCACGGACGACACUCCCGUCAUCUACUACGGCACGUCGCCCAGCCAGCUCACCAUGUCCGUCCAGGGCAGCUCGUCGACCUACACCAUCGACCAGAUGUGCGCGUCGCCCGCCAACGACCCCAACUACUUCCGCCACCCCGGCUACAUCCACGACGCCGUCAUGACCGGCCUGACCGAGUCCACCCAGUACUUCUACUACUUUGGCAGCCAGCAGAGCGGCUUCAGCGCCGUGUUCAACUUCACGUCGGCGCCCAAGCCUUCGACCGAAGCCUACAUUGUCGCUUUCGGUGAUUUGGGCAUGCAGCCACCCUUCAGCUGCAACUGUGAGAUGAUGCCACCCGCCACCUCGACCAUCGAGAACGUUCUGACCACCAUCUCUGCACCAUGGUCGCAAUCAUGGGCUUCCACACUCGGCAAGAAGUCCCCACAUGACACUGACAUUGCGCCACACUGGUCUCUGCUCCACAUUGGUGACAUUUCCUACGCUCGUGGCAAUGCCUUUGUCUGGGAUUGGUACCAUCAGUCCAUCCAGGAGAUCACCUCCCAAGCACCCUACAUGGUCUCGAUCGGAAACCAUGAAUAUGACUACACCAAGCAACCAUUCUAUCCAGAGUGGUCAGACUAUGGCUCAGACAGUGGUGGCGAGUGUGGUGUCCCUUACUACUACCGCUACAACAUGCCAGGCUAUGGUGAGAACGCCGACAACUGGUACUCCUACGAGGUGGGACCAAUCCAUUUCACUCAGAUGAGUGGUGAGCAUGACUUCUUGAUUGGCUCUCCACAGUAUAACUGGCUUGAGGCUGAUCUUGCCUCGGUCAACAGGACCAAGACACCUUGGGUCAUCUUCUCUGGACAUCGUCCAAUGUAUGGAACUGACUCUGGUGAGAGUGGAAUGUACUCACAUCUCCAGAACAACCUUGAGCCACUCAUCGUCGAGUACGACGUUAACCUCUGUUUCUGGGCACAUGUCCAUGCCUACGAGAGAACAUGUGGAAUGUACAACUUCACAUGUGCCGAUAAUGACAAUGAUGCACCAGUUCACAUUACAAUUGGUAUGGCUGGUAACAUUGAUCAAGCACCAUGGGCAGGAGGCAGCCAUGAGCCACAGCCAUCUUGGAGCAUGUUCCGUGCCAUGAACUAUGGAUACACUCGUUUCUACGCCAACAUGACUGAUCUCAUCUUUGAGUAUGUUGGCAACCAGAGAAACCAGGUCCACGACACUAUCAAAUUGCAUAGCAAGUAUGCCGAAGACUUCGACCUCGAGGCCUUGUAG
This is a messenger RNA of Acytostelium subglobosum LB1, 1764 nucleotides long. RefSeq lists its product as hypothetical. Lineage: Eukaryota; Evosea; Eumycetozoa; Acytosteliales; Acytosteliaceae. The coding region runs from base 1 to 1764 and encodes 587 amino acids. Gene Ontology annotation, molecular function: acid phosphatase activity; metal ion binding. The record is from RefSeq and is a predicted model, not a curated record. The transcript is spliced from 6 exons.